AAGUGUAAAAAUGGAACAAAGGAAACUGAAUGAUCAAGCCAACACUUUGGUGGACCUGGCAAAGACUCAAAACAUCAUGUAUGACAUGAUUUCUGACUUAAAUGAAAGAAGCGAAGAUUUUGAGAAGAGAAUUGUUACUCUGGAAACUAAACUGGAAACUUUAAUUGGUAGCAUUCAAGCUCUCCCUGGACUGAUUAGCCAGACAAUCAGCCAGCAACAGAGGGAUUUCCUCGAGGCUCAGAUACAAAAUUAUGAUAAGCAUGUUGCCUACAGUGCUGAACGAUCACGGUCUUUGUCAAGAAGAAGGAGAUCAUCCUCCACAGCACCACCAACUUCAUCAGAGAGUAGCUAGAAGACAAUAAGUUAAUCACAAAUAAAGACUUUUUGCCAUCAUAUGGUCAAUAUUUUAGCUUUUAUUGUAAAGCCCUAUGGUUCUAACCAGUGUUAUCUGGGUUCUGAUGUCAGAAUCCUGGAAACCUGAACACAUUUUAGGCCAAAAUGAGUGAAAACUCUUCUUUUUUCCCCCCUCCUCCUCUCAGAUGCACAGUGAAUGCACCUAUUAUUGCUAUAUUAGAUUGUUCCUCCUGUAAUUUCACUAACUUUUUAUUCAUGCACUUCAAACAAACUUUACUACUACAGUGCAUAGUAUAAUAAAGGGUUAAUUUCUGCACAUAGUUGCUUGAUUACUUGGACUUAACAACUCAAAAAGGCUUACAAUCAAAUGGCCUAAUUGUAAACUUCUAAGAAACAAAAUUGAAGCUUAAUAAUUAUCUCUCAG
This is a messenger RNA of Merops nubicus (carmine bee-eater), 778 nucleotides long. RefSeq names its product small conductance calcium-activated potassium channel protein 2-like. Lineage: Eukaryota; Metazoa; Chordata; Aves; Coraciiformes; Meropidae. The record is from RefSeq and is a predicted model, not a curated record. Bases 11 to 352 code for a protein of 113 amino acids. The transcript is spliced from 2 exons. Gene Ontology annotation, cellular component: neuron projection; plasma membrane; neuronal cell body. Gene Ontology annotation, biological process: potassium ion transmembrane transport. Gene Ontology annotation, molecular function: small conductance calcium-activated potassium channel activity; calmodulin binding.